CCUGCUAGCACACGGUGCAUCUGCGAACACUCGAGAGCAGGACCAAACUGGCAAAAACACCCUGACCAAAAGACUCCUCAAAAUCAGUCACAUCCUGGGAAGCAGUGUCCAAUUGGCCCUCGAUGCCACCGAGGUGCCCUACGCCAUCGCCACCGACAACCUGCAGUGUCGGGAGAGGCGGCAGCACCCUGACCUAGUUCGUGACCAGGUGGAGAUAGAGUUGCUGAAGGAAGCUGAACUGAUCAGAAAUAUCCAGGAACUCCUGAAGAGAACUUUGAUGCAAGCUGUUAACCAGAUGCGAUUAAAUCGAGAUCAGAAAGAGGUUUGUGAAAUGGACUGGUCAGACAAAGUCGAAACGUACAACAUCGAUGAGAAAUGUGGCAGAUACAAUAACCAGAGUACCAACAUCCAGUUCCACCCUGGCUCCGUGAAGUUUGAAGAGAGUGCCUCAACACCAGAGACAUGGUCAAAGUUCAGUCACGACAACAUUUAUAGGGCAGAACGAGAGAAAAUGGCUUCCAUCAAUCUCCGUGCCCUGAUUGACAGUGUUCUCCAGGACGUGUCUGAGGACCUGCGCGCGCAGUGCGCCGCGGUCAACGGGGCUUUUGCCAAACGCUGCGAGGAGCUGGAGGAUGCAAAACACAAACUAGAGUUUCACUUGAAAAACACACUUAAGGAGAUUGGAGAUCAAGAAGCUAACAUUGCUGCUCUCAAACAAGCUAUCAAGGACAAAGAAGCCCCAAUGAAAGUUGCUCAAACAAGGCUGUAUGACAGAUCUUUUAGGCCCAAUGUGGAGCUCUGCAGAGAUCCAGCACAAUUCAGGCUGAUCAGUGAAGUUGAAGAACUAACGGAGUCCAUUGAGUCUUUGAAGAAAAAACUGCUAGAAUCUGAACAGUCUCUGAGGAACCUGGAAGACACACGGAUGAAUUUAGAGAAAGAAAUAGCUGUGAAAGCAAACAGCAUUUUUAUUGAUAAGCAGAAGUGUAUGGCCCAUCGCACACGCUACCCUGUUGUUCUUAAAUUAGCAGGUUACCAGUAG
Molecule: messenger RNA, 1039 nt
Organism: Tinamus guttatus (white-throated tinamou)
Lineage: Eukaryota; Metazoa; Chordata; Aves; Tinamiformes; Tinamidae
Gene: TEKT4
Product: tektin 4
Biological process (GO): cilium movement involved in cell motility; cilium assembly
Cellular component (GO): nucleus; sperm flagellum; microtubule cytoskeleton
Source: RefSeq, a predicted model, not a curated record